GCCCGCUGAUGAGUUGGAUGCAGGGAGUCUCCGGAACCGGCAAGUCCACACUUGGCGCCGCACUGGGGGAUGUGCUGGGCAUGCCGUACAUCGACGGGGACGACCUACAUCCUCGGAGCAAUGUCGAGAAGAUGUCGGCGGGACAUCCUCUCACCGACGAGGAUCGGGCUCCGUGGCUGAAGAUCAUCCGGGAGACCGGCGAGCGGGUUGCGGGUGAGCAGGAGGCGAAACAUAACGCAAGAAAGGCCAUCGAGGAGGCCAGGGGAGCGGAAGAGCCAAAUGGGGACGCGAAGGAGGCAGAAACCGUACCAGGAGUUGUGAUCGCGUGCUCGGCGCUGAAGCGCAAAUACCGCGAUCUUUUGCGCGGACUUUCCCAGCCAACAAUCACGGAGGGCGUGAAGACAUUUUUCGUUUUCAUUGAAGGAAGUCGCGAUGUGCUUGUAGACCGAAUGGCGAAACGAACGGGACAUUUCAUGAAGGUUGGCAUGUUAGACAGUCAGUUGGCCACACUGGAACAUCCGGGGAGCGAGGACGGCGUGGUGGUUGUUUCUGUAGAAGAUCCGACGUCAGCGCAAGUGAAACAGUGUGUUGAGCAGCUGAAGGCAUUAUUCUAGGAUUGUACUAAGCGUAGAGAGCUGAAAUACUGUAUGUAGCAACUAUGAUCAUGGCCUAUCGAAACAAGGCCCAACAACUUGAACGCGUCCAUCAUGUCCUCACUCUUCCGUUUGCCAUCUCUUGCACUUGACGAUGAGGACUUCAACUUCCAAUCGAACGCGACCCACGUCCUCCCGGAAUGGACGCCUCAGUUCUUCAUUCGCCCCAUGCUUGACAAGCCGCAGAAUCCCAUCAUAGACACACUCAACAAUCAAAGCAAACGCGCUCCUUCGACUCUACAGCGCUUUACACUACCUACGGAGCUCGCGUCUCUCACGCUCGACCAUUUAGCUCCACCGUUGAUACGUCCGUCGCUGCCGGCAUUGGAUGAAGAUCUUCUGUGGACCAAAGCUUUGGCGGCUAGCCCAUCCGGAGAAGUCGUUUCAUGGGACUCUUUGACAAAAGACCAUAAACCAGAGUCCUCGACCGGAUUCAUAUCUGAGCAAGACCCAUUCGUGUUUGCUGCUGCUCGAUAUUAUGUGCAGCCAUAUUUACAGGAUGCUAAUACCAUAAUCAAAUACGUCCAGCAACACGAAUUGCUCUCCGCCCUGAAAAUGACGGUGCUGGGUCUUGCUUCUCCGCUACAUGUGUGGGAUGAAACCUCGGAGGCUUUCGUGACUCUGAGGGGGGAGCAUGGAGAGCAAACGAUUCUUGUACUGGACGACAAAGACGAGAUGGCUAGCUCGAGUUACAUAUCCCGGUUUCUUGCGAUCGGCACGCUCAUGCGUCGUUUGGAGAACUUUGUUGUCGGGCUGAGGUCGAGGUUCUCGAAAGAGGGACCAACGAUACACGCCUUCAUGCAUACGUUGACCACCGUGCUCGUCUUUCUACGAGAAUCACUCUCGCAACUUCCAUCGGACGCCAGUGCAAGACUGGCGCUGGUCUCGAUCUGGAGUCGUUACGAGCUCUACGAACGAUUGUUGAACGCCCUGGCUGACUUGUGCGGCCGAAGUGUGAAGACGCCUUCCUCCAAGUUCACGUUCCCCGAUCCCGAUCCGAUUAGUCUCCUUUCCCUAAUCUAUGAUCGCCUCGAACACCAUCUGAACCAUCAAUCGUCCAGAACAGUGACUGCGCUCAUGGCCUUCCUUCUCUCUCGAACUUCGCGAGAAUAUCUCGACUAUCUAGCCCGCUCUGUUGGGCUCGGGCCCAUGAUCGUCAAAAAUAACCGUGUGGUGGGAGAACAGAAUGACCAGUACGCACUCGAUGCCGAGGACGACAUGGACAACGAAGACCGGGUUGACUGGGAAAACGUUGGUGACGAAAGCUUUCCGACUUUCUUCCCCGCACAGUUGGCCAGCAUACUGCCUGCCGCGCAGAAGUCACUCGUCUUGCUCCGGGCAGCUGAACCGGAUCAUCCGUUGCUGAGCAUCAGACCAACUGCGCCCGUCGUUCAGUGGCUCUGGGCCUGGACGGACAUCGAAGAUAUCUGGAACGACCAAUGGAAAGACCUGUCAGCCGGCACGUCUGCAGAGGCUCUUCCUGCUCAAGACGACUCGCCUGUCACGGGCCUGGCUGCCCAAUUUCGAGUGUUCGAUCUCGAACCGGGAGCUCAUCUGCUUAAAUCACACGACUCCGCGGUAUCUGUCGCAGAUUUACAGGCAUUCAUGGCCGCGUUCCCUGAGAAUCUCCCGCCAAUCACCCCGACAUUGGGACAUCUGACGACGCUCGUUUUCGAGCCUCUGAUGAAACAUGCCUCCGCGCUUUCUGGGGCCCUGUUGACCCACUUCCUCAUUCCUACGGCUUCGGUGCAGAUAGAUUCACAAGUUGAACUGCUCUCAGCGUACCUGCUCUUGGGGAAACCGGCGUUCCGAUCACGGGUGUCGGCUGCGCUGUUUUCGGAUGCAGAGGGUCGGGAACCUGGAGAGCUUGGCCCGGUCUCUGUCCGUGGCAUCGGCCGAAACCGAGCUGAAGCUCCGGUGCAGUCCAAAUGGCCCGUGGGGUUGUCGUUUUCGUUGUUGGAGCGACAAGUCUGGCCACCUGUGGGCGCCGAUCUGAGCUUUUUCUUGCGAACAGUCAUCGUCGAUUCGUUCGAAGCGUCCGUGCAGGACACGCCCCAGUCAUUCUGGAUCGAGGCUGAGCGGAGGCUGGGCUUCGCUAUCCGGGAUCUGCCGGUUGUUCCUGGGCACGAUCAAUGGAUGAAUCCGAUGGCGAUCGAAGCCCUUGACUUUUUGUACAUGGACUACAAGGCGCCGCAUCCGAUGGAUAUCGUGAUCACCCAGGAUGUUCUGUCCAAGUACCAGCGCAUGUUCACUUAUCUGCUACGGAUCAUUCGAGUGGAGCAUGCCAUCGCAGCCGUGUUUCGUAUGACCCGCCUCCCUGCGCGUCCAAUUUUCCAGACCCUGGUCAAGCCACACAGAGUGCUUCUCCACUUUCGAUUCAUCGCACACAAGUUCGUCAGCUGCAUAUCCGCCUACGUGUUAGAUACCGCUAUCCGCGGGAACUUGGAUCCCUUCCUCGCCCGGCUGUCCCCGGACUACCCCGAAGCCAAGCGCGGGUUCGGCGACGUCUUCGCGCUGGCGCGCAUGCACUCGUCUCUGCUAGACGACGUGCUGAGUGCGUGUCUGCUGCGCUCGGCCCAGCGGAUGGCCGGCGACCUCCUGCGGCAGGCUCUGCAGCUGGUUCUAGACUUUGCGGUGCUCGUCGGGGAGCGCUGUACCGGACGAUUGGAGGAAUACCAGGCCGAGCCUGAGUUGAUCGCUUUGGCCAAUGCGUUCCGCAGCAAAGUCAAUGCGUUGAUCCAGGCCCUGAAAAUGCUAGCUGAGAAGGGUUCUGGUACGAAGGACGGCGGCCCCACGGGCGGCCUCGAAGCAAUUCCACAUCUGCUCGAGCUGCUUUCCGAAUGGUGGACAAUUAGCGACGACCCUGCUUGAGCCUAGUUUGCCUUCCCGAGCUCUUUCUUGUGCAUAUUGGUCUCGGGUUCUGUCCGGGCCAUUAUCUGUCGCUCGUGAGGAGUAUUAUCAUCCACGGCCCCGAGCUGGCCUGUAACUGGAUGGUCAUCGAGCAGCACGGAUACUUGCCGAUUGCCUGCUACAGUGAUCCCACUUCAUCCGAAUCCGAUGCUAUUGGAUCUCGAGGCUUCAGGCUUCGUGACGGUCGCCUAGAAAUAUUCGAGCGUUGCGAACUUCUGAACACACACUGAGACUCAAGCCCACUUUUAAUCACCAUGAGCCCAGCCGAGGCCCGCAUAUGUCGAUAACUCCCGAGAGGCAUCCUUUGCGAACGAAAUUCGAUGUACUAUGCAUGGCCUCGAAUCAUCAACAUCGUGAUGUUCGGGACGAGUGAGAGCCACCGCAGCUUUUGGACUGCUUGUUACGGUCUCGAAAGGGUCGUCCCAACUGCGAGGGAAUUCUGCAGCUCUUCUGUCUACCUGAUAAGAUUGGGUUUACCUUUUUGAUAAGAUCGAAUACAUUACGUGAACAAUCAUUUCUGUCACGUGUGUUCAAGUACUUGACUCGGAACGCACCAGCAGACCGCCUCUUCUACAGGCUGGCUUCAUUCUGAUACUUUCCCUCCCUCAUGAAUUGACGCAGCUUGGAAGACUGCAUGUAAUCCCAUUUCCACAAUGACUGGCCCGGAAACUGCAUGCCAAGAUUGAUGGGAAAGACGUCACUGGUGCAUGCACGCGUCGCUUAACUGUGGAUCCCCAGAAACCUCCGUCAUACCCAGCCGGGAUGUAUAAAGACCGGACGCGCAUAACGGUGCUGCCCACACUUCGAACCUUUACGCCUCCAUAAUGACCUUGACGAUCUUCCUUCUUUUCUUUCUCACCUCCUACGUCCGGGUCGUCGUCGCGCAUCCCAUGGCGACACCCAUACCCAUAGACGACUCGGCCUCAGGCACCCCCGUCCACGCGCGCGCAGUGACGAGCACGUCGAAAGCGGGGAUCGCGGGCGGUGGGGACGCAGCGACCGACAUGACGCAGUUCCAGUCCACGGGCAAGGUUUCGUGGUACUACACCUGGGGCCUGUACUCGGUCAACACCUCCCUCGAGUUCGUGCCCAUGUUAUGGGGCGACCGCAAUAGCGAUGUGUCCGACUGGACGGACGCGUCGUCGGGGAUCAACGCGACCAUUCAGCAGCGCAAGCCCACCGCUAUCCUCGGCUUCAACGAGCCUCAAGAGAAGGGCCAGUCGAACUUGACACCACAACAAGGCGCGCAGCUCUGGCAGCAGUACAUCCAGCCUUUGAAAGGGCAGGGUCUGCGGCUGGGCAGUCCUGCGCCGUCCAGCGCGCCGUCUGGCAAGACGUGGAUCCAGGACUUCCUGACAGCCUGCGCGGGCGGCUGCAGCGUCGAUUUCAUCGCCCUCCACUACUACGACGUGAACGCGACGGCGUUCAUGGAGUACCUGACCGACUUCCACAACACAUUCCAGCUGCCGAUCUGGGUGACGGAGUGGUCGUGCCAGAACUACAACAACGGGCCGCAGUGCUCGUCCGACCAGAUCGUGCAGUUCCUCAACCAGACGCAGUCGUUCAUGGACCAGACGGACUGGGUCGAGCGCUACUCGUGGUUCGGCAUCCUCCGCGAUCUGCAGGGCGUCAACACCGGUGACGCGAUGAUGUCCAAGGACGGCCAGAUCAACUCCCUCGGCAAGCAGUACAUCGGCGCGGAGGCGCCCCAGACAAGUGGCGGGACGACCGCGGGCUUGCCAUCGCUGCCGACGAGUGCUGGUUUGUUGGAGAGGGCGCUGUCGACCUGGUGGAUUCUGCUGUCCUUCUCCGCAGCAGCUUGGUUAUCGAUCUAAGCACGGACGAUGUUUGAUAUACCCCCCAUGGACAAUAGAUAUGCCCUGUAUUGUACUUUUAUUCGUGCAUCACGUGCUGUCACACACUUGGGUGGACCUUCACUCGAAUAGUCUGAGACAGCCUGUUCACGCUCUCAACGCGUCUUUCUCAACGCCCACCCAGACCUCUUCGAAUCAGCAGGCUGCUCGAUGAUGCGCUUGCUUCGUGCUCGAACCGA
Molecule: messenger RNA, 5616 nt
Organism: Mycena citricolor
Lineage: Eukaryota; Fungi; Basidiomycota; Agaricomycetes; Agaricales; Mycenaceae
Source: the annotation of a GenBank genome assembly